UAUAAAAUACAGUUAACAGCUUUCUCUCUCUUACUCGCUCGAAAGGGUAGAAGCAUCUCAAAGUCUUCGAACAGAUCUAGAGACAGUGAAACCCUAAUUCCAUGGAUCGAUCGUGGAGAGAUCGAGGCUCUUUGAUCUUGUUAGGGAUCUUGUUGUCAGGAUGUCUAUUUGCAUUCGCCACUGCAAAAGAGGAAGCAACUAAGUUGGGAACAGUUAUUGGGAUAGAUCUCGGCACGACCUAUUCGUGUGUCGGUGUUUACAAGAAUGGUCAUGUGGAAAUCAUAGCCAAUGACCAAGGAAACCGCAUUACCCCAUCAUGGGUGGCAUUCUCGGAUACUGAGAGACUGAUUGGAGAGGCCGCAAAGAAUCAGGCGGCUGUCAAUCCUGAAAGAACCAUCUUUGAUGUCAAAAGAUUAAUUGGAAGAAAGUUUGAGGACAAAGAGGUGCAAAAGGAUAUGAAGCUUGUUCCAUACAAGAUUGUAAACAAAGAUGGAAAGCCAUACAUACAAGUCCAGAUUAAGGAUGGUGAGACCAAGGUUUUCAGCCCUGAGGAGGUCAGUGCUAUGAUUCUAACUAAAAUGAAAGAGACAGCCGAAGCAUUCCUUGGAAAGAAAAUUAAGGAUGCUGUUGUUACAGUCCCUGCGUAUUUUAAUGAUGCUCAAAGACAGGCUACCAAGGAUGCUGGUGUUAUUGCUGGACUGAAUGUAGCCAGGAUAAUCAAUGAACCAACAGCCGCAGCCAUUGCCUAUGGUUUGGAUAAGAAGGGUGGGGAGAAAAACAUCCUUGUGUUCGACCUUGGUGGUGGGACAUUCGAUGUCAGUAUCUUGACAAUUGAUGGUGGGGUUUUUGAGGUUCUGGCCACAAAUGGAGACACCCAUCUUGGAGGUGAGGACUUUGAUCAGAGAAUCAUGGAGUAUUUCAUCAAGCUGAUCAAGAAGAAACAUGGAAAGGACAUCAGCAAAGACAACAGGGCACUUGGGAAGCUGAGGAGGGAGUGUGAGCGUGCGAAGAGAGCAUUGAGCAAUCAGCACCAAGUCCGUGUGGAAAUCGAGUCUAUUUACGAUGGCUUGGAUUUCUCUGAACCACUGACCCGUGCCCGGUUUGAAGAACUAAACAACGAUCUGUUCAGGAAGACUAUGGGACCUGUCAAGAAGGCCAUGGAUGACGCCGGACUGCAGAAGACCCAGAUUGAUGAGAUUGUUCUUGUAGGCGGAAGCACUAGGAUUCCGAAGGUUCAACAACUUCUUAAGGAUUACUUUGAUGGGAAGGAACCAAACAAAGGUGUGAACCCAGAUGAGGCCGUUGCUUAUGGUGCAGCAGUACAAGGAAGCAUCUUAAGCGGGGAAGGUGGUGAAGAAACUAAAGAUAUUCUUCUCUUGGACGUUGCCCCUCUCACUCUUGGUAUCGAGACAGUUGGUGGAGUGAUGACAAAGCUGAUUCCCAGAAACACUGUCAUCCCCACAAAGAAAUCCCAAGUAUUCACUACUUACCAGGAUCAGCAGACGACUGUCUCCAUCCAGGUUUUUGAGGGUGAGCGGAGUCUCACCAAGGACUGCAGGAGUCUCGGGAAAUUUGAUCUCUCUGGGAUACCUCCAGCUCCAAGGGGCACGCCUCAGAUUGAAGUCACAUUUGAAGUUGACGCCAAUGGCAUCCUUAAUGUGAAGGCCGAAGACAAAGGCACGGGCAAGUCAGAGAAGAUCACCAUCACCAACGACAAGGGGCGGUUGAGCCAGGAGGAGAUCGACCGCAUGGUCCGCGAGGCAGAGGAGUUUGCCGAGGAGGACAAGAAGGUGAAGGAGAAGAUCGAUGCCCGUAACAGCUUGGAGACAUACAUCUACAACAUGAAGAACCAGGUCAGUGACAAGGAUAAGCUUGCUGACAAGCUCGAGUCUGAGGAGAAGGAGAAGAUCGAGGCUGCUGUCAAGGAGGCACUUGAAUGGCUGGAUGACAACCAGAGUGGGGAGAAGGAAGACUACGAGGAGAAGCUGAAGGAGGUGGAGGCCGUCUGUAACCCGAUCAUCACUGCUGUUUAUCAGAGGUCUGGUGGGGCCCCUGGUGGUGGGUCAGAGGGAAGUGAUGACGACGAUGACUCGCAUGACGAGCUGUAGGAACCUUUUUCGGCCUUACCACUAGCAGAGAAAUGAGACAUGAGAUGGUAGGUUUCUUACUGGGAGAAGGAAGGGCGUGCGUUGUAUUUGAAUGUUUUUUUGCUUCUCCCAACACUGGAUUUUUAAAGGUACAGACGAAGAGAUGAAUUUUAUGAUCUUGCCUGGGUGGGCCGCAUGAGUAUCAAGCAUGAUAUUCCGGCCAUCUAAGAAGAGGCAGGUAUGGUUUUUUGGGGUACCUACUUUCGUAGUGCUGUUAUAGAGGUACAUGUUAUCAAAAACACUAAUGAAAGUGAUUUUCAUUCAA
Messenger RNA from Magnolia sinica, 2412 nucleotides. Its product is annotated as luminal-binding protein 5-like. The transcript has 8 exons. Gene Ontology annotation, biological process: cellular response to unfolded protein; endoplasmic reticulum unfolded protein response; protein refolding. The record is from RefSeq and is a predicted model, not a curated record. Bases 102 to 2108 code for a protein of 668 amino acids. Gene Ontology annotation, cellular component: cytoplasm; nucleus; endoplasmic reticulum lumen. Gene Ontology annotation, molecular function: heat shock protein binding; ATP-dependent protein folding chaperone; ATP binding. Lineage: Eukaryota; Viridiplantae; Streptophyta; Magnoliopsida; Magnoliales; Magnoliaceae.